AGGAUCGGAUCGGGUUUCGCGCACGGUUUCGCCCCUUUGCCAUGUCGGAUACCAAACUUGUGGUGGUGGGAGCCACAGAGCAACCACCGCCAUCGUCACCCAUAAGUCCGCAGACCGGGAAGUCUGCCAAGGAGGAUGAGAUCCUUGAGGCCGCGCCUGUGAAGGAGGAGACGGAAAGUGAGAAGAAGAAGCGAGAGGCCAAGGAGAAGGAGGAUGCUUUGAAGGAGUGGGGUGGGAAGGCUCCGCUACGCAAGCUCCUGUCGCUCAGCAGCUGCGGCGAGAAAUGCGCGCUGGCGCUGGGCAUGCUUGGGGCGUUGGGUCACGGAGCCGGCCAGCCCCUGAUGUGUCUGAUGUUCGGUGAGCUGAUCGAUGGUCUUGGUUCCACCAUGUUCACGGAUGUCAGCUCAAUCCCAGCCAACGUGACGGCAGCCGAGCUCGCCGAAUUCCAGGCGGCCUUCUUGGAGCAAGGCAACCAAGCUAUGAUGGAGAAUGUCGGUCGGAUCGCAGUGCAGUUUGUGGCGAUCGGCUUCGGGGUUCUUGCAGCGGCUUCACUACAGGGCUUUGGCUUCCCUUACUUCACAGACAGUCAAGUGGCGAAGAUGCGACCCUUGUAUUUUGACGUAAUGCUCCACAGAGAUGUGGCAUGGUUCGACACUCAUGCCGUGGGAUCCCUGCCAGGCGAAAUGGCAUCGGACCUGGAUGUCUUUGCAGAAGGUUUUGGGAACCAACUGGGCAUGGCUUUCAUGUCUAUGUCUGGCCUCAUCGUCGGUUUGAUCGUGGGCUUCUACUUGUCGUGGCAGAUUGCGCUGGCCAUGCUUGUGACACUGCCGCUGAUGGCUCUGGGGGCUGUCCUAAUGUCUACAGCCGUGCUGGAUGCUAUGAAGGAAGUGCAAGGGCCAUAUGCGAGAGCCGCCGCACUGGCGGACGAAGUGCUCUUCGCCAUCCGCACGGUGGUUGCUUUUGGCGGUGAGGCCCGCGAGAUCCAGCGCUACAGCGCGGCGGCAGAUGAGGCAAGGAAAGGAGGCUUCAAGAAUCGCGUCAAGACUGGCAUGGGCAUGGGCUACAUUUGGCUCAUCUACUUUGCCGCGAUGGCGCUGGCGUUUUGGGUCGCCAUGACGCUGAUGUACGAUGGCAACCAGGAUCUCACGGCAGGGAAGGUGAUGUCUGCGUUCACAUGCGUGCUCACCGUUGGCUUCAUGAUCGGCAGCAUUGGCCCUGGCAUUACUGGCGUCGUGGCUUCUCAGGCCGCUCUGGCGCGAUUCUUCUACCUCGUGAAGCAUGAGUCCGAAAUCCAGCGCAGAGUCCACGAUGAUCGUCGGCCUGCUUCGACCAUCGAGUCCCUGCAGCUGGAGAAUGUUGCCUUCUCGUAUCCCGCCCGGCCAGACAUCCAAGUCUUGUCAGGCGUCUCCUUGACCAUUCGCAAGGGCCAGAAAGUGGCCUUUGUCGGGGAGUCGGGCAGCGGUAAGAGCACCAUCAUGGCGCUCCUGGAACGCUUCUACGACCCCCAGCAGGGCGCAGUGCUGGUGAAUGGAGUAGAUCUCCGGACGAUCAACAUCCAGUCCUACAGAAAGCAGAUUGGAUACGUUGGUCAGGAGCCUGUUCUGUUCGCCACCAGUGUGCGGGCCAACAUCAUGCAGGGCUGUGUUGAUGCAUCGGAUGAUGAUUUCCAGAAGGCGGCGAGGAACGCCCAGCUGGACUUUGUGAAGUCGCUGCCGCAGGACUUCGACACCUACGUGGGAUCUGGAGGGUCCCAAUUUUCGGGUGGCCAGAAGCAGCGCAUCGCCAUCGCCCGCGCGCUGCUGAAGAAGCCCUCGGUGCUGUUCUUGGAUGAGGCGACAAGUGCAUUGGACAGCAACUCUGAGAAGAUGAUUCAGCAAACCAUCGAUGACCUGGGAAAGGCCAGCGAGUUGGGUGGCAUGACGAUUGUCAGCAUUGCCCACCGCUUGAGCACAGUUCAGAACUCCGACGUUAUCUACGUUCUGAAGAGUGGAGAGGUGGUGGAGCAGGGCUCCCACUCGGCGCUCACCGCCAAGGAGGGCGGCGUGUACCAAGCCUUGGCCGCGGCGCAGGGCGCAGUCCUCAAGCGCCAGGAUUCCGGCCAAGCGGAGACGGAGGAGAAGGCUCCAGAGCUGCAGACGGGACCUUCAACCGCACAGGCUGUGGCCGAGGAGGAUAAAGAAGACGCUCGCGAGAAGGAGAUCAUGAAGACCUACAAGGUGCCAACCGCGCGCUUGCUGAGCUUCUCCCGCAGCGUCUGGUGCUUUUUUGCGCCUGGCUUCCUGGCCGCGCUGGUGAGCGGAGCCUGCUUUCCGAUUCUUGGCGCUUACAUUCUGACGGAUGCCAUUGUUGCGCUGAUGAAUCCGGACAAGGAAGUCAUGAAGGAGAAGUCAGAGAUGGCAGCAAUAUGGUUUGUGGUCUUUGGUGCCAUCAAAUGCCUGGCCUCCACCAUCCAGUUCGCGAGCUUCGGCAUCAUUGCCGAGGUCACCACACGGGAAGCCAGGGUGGCCAUGCUGACCAACGUCUUCCGCCAAGACAUCGGCUUCCACGACAAUCCGGAGAACACUGCGGGGAAGUUGGUGGCGGCGCUGAAGAUCCACGCCUAUCGGAUCUCCCGGCUGUUGGUGAGCUUCGGGGACCAAGGGGAUGCCCUCUGCUCCGUUUUGGUUGGGCUGGUCAUGGCCUUUGUGGCCUGCUGGCAAAUGGCCCUGGCCAUGCUGGGAGCCAUCCCCAUCUUCGCCAUUGCCCAGGGCAUGCAAAUGGCCGUGAUGAUGGGCGCGCAGAAGGAGGAGAACGGCGCCAUGAAGCGCGCCUCACAGGUGCUGUCCGAUGCGCUGCUCAACUCGCGCACCGUGCAAGCUUCUGGCAACGAAAAGGAUGUCCUGAAGCUGUACUCCGACAUCGUCGGCAAGCUUUCCGAGAAGUUGUUCAGGAGUUCGGUGGCUAAGGGCUUUGGCUUCGGACUCUCAUCUGCCGUGGUGUUCUGGAUCAUGUCUGGUGGAUUCUACAUCAUGGGCUUGCUCAUAAAGGACGGGCAGGCCACCUUCGAGACCGGGAACCAGGCCUUUAUGGGCAUCCUCUACGGCGCCAUGGGCGCCGGCAUGGCCGCGUCCCUCACGGGGAACUUGGCCAAGGCCAAGGUCGCCGCCCACGACCUCUUCCAAAUCAUCGACACGCAGAGUUUGAUCAACGGCCUGGAGCCGGUUGGCUCGGCCCUGCAGGAGGGCCACACCGUGGGACGCAUCGAGUUUCAAGCGGUGAAGUUUGCAUAUCCGUUCCGACCUGAUGUUCAGGUGCUCAAGGAAGUUUCCUUCGUCUUGCAAGCCGGAAUGUCUGCCGGAUUGGUCGGACCUUCUGGUGGAGGCAAGAGUACUGUCAUGGCGAUGAUUCAGAGAUUCUAUGACCCGUCUUCUGGUGCAGUCUUGAUUGGUAGCAACCGCCAGCCGUUGCGCGACCUCAACAUCAGGUGGUGGCGCAAGCAGGUUGGCUUUGUGGGCCAGGAGCCCAUUCUCUUCAACGCCUCUGUCCUGGAGAACGUGAUGUAUGGCCUGGAGCAGGGCGAGCAAGUCUCGCCCGAGCACUUGGAGAAUUGCAAGAAGAUGGCCAACUUGAACUUCAUCGACAACAGCAAGGCGCAGGGCUGGGAGACGCAGGUGGGCCCUCGCGGAAGUCGCCUGAGCGGGGGGCAGAAGCAACGCGUGGCGAUCUGCCGGGCGUUGGUGCGAAACCCCCCGAUCCUGC
Molecule: messenger RNA, 3738 nt
Organism: Effrenium voratum
Lineage: Eukaryota; Dinophyceae; Suessiales; Symbiodiniaceae
Source: the annotation of a GenBank genome assembly